Molecule: messenger RNA, 1643 nt
Organism: Triticum dicoccoides
Lineage: Eukaryota; Viridiplantae; Streptophyta; Magnoliopsida; Poales; Poaceae
Exons: 5
Coding region: 1-615 (204 amino acids)
Cellular component (GO): membrane
Source: RefSeq, a predicted model, not a curated record
AUGGAAUCCCUUGCCCUCGCCUGCGUCGAUGGACCCGCCCGUGACCGGACCGAGAGCAUGUUAUCUCGCUGCGCCUCGCGAUCCCCCCACUGCGGCGCCCUGCCCCGUGCUGACGCCGCGGGCGCGGGCGGCUCAGCCCGCCGGGAAGGCGGGCUUUCCCCCCGCCGCGCGGACCGGCGCGCUCAGGUGAAGCUGCUCGCCGGUGUGUCUCCGUCGCGGCCGCGGCGUGAGUGCCUCCCCCAUCUCAUCGUCGAUACCCAAAGAGUGCUCUUGCUUGCUAAAGGCACAGGCAUACACAAAUCUUUCAUCGUGCCAUUGUUUGUUCUGCAAGCACCUAGCACUGUAAUCUCAUGGAUCAAGAGUGAAUAUGGGAUGUGGACUGCUUUUCUUGCGCUUGCAGUGCGUUUGUUCUUACCCUUUCCAGGUGACCUAGAGCUUCCGCAGUCAACAAUGCUGGCGGUCAGCGUUGCUCCUUACCAGGUGAUGAAUGUGAGGUAUGUAACAUGCUCGCCAUUCCGGAAGACAUUAGCUAUACUGCUGCAUAUGUCUUUGAUAAUUCAUCCGCUUGGUCAAUUGUCCACUAAAUGUGAAGUGGCUAAAAAGAAAGGAAAUUAACAUGUAGAAGAAGUUGAAGAACUGUUAAGCAGAGAAUUCAUCGCCUAGCUUAACCAGUGCAACGUGAAUAAGGAUUAAGAGGAUCUAGCUUAAUCCAUGUGUAUGGUAGCAGAUCAUAUAUUUUGCUUUUUUCAAUUUUCUAAAUUACAGUUUCACCCCUAGCCUCAUUUGCGGGUAAAAUGUUAUAGUUUGCGCAAGCAGCAGAUCUAGAUAAUCGUUUGUAGGGCGUGAGUUACUGGAUAGACAUCUAAUAAAAAGAGGCAUCUUCUUUCGGCUCGAUACAGAAUAUAUCAGUGCUAUUGGGUGCUCUUUGGUACUACAAUUGCCUCACCCACUCUACAAAAACUUGAGUGUAUAUGGUCUUUUGUUCUUCACUAUUACUUUAUUAAGGCUGCAAAUUUGUGAUAUGUACAGAUGAAAACACAUACUGCGACAUAAUUGAUUCAUCUGACGAUUCAGUGUUCCCUGUUCUUUUUGUGUGAACUCCAGCCAGAAAUAUUUAGCCGGGGUAUUUUUUGCCACUUAUUGUCUGUUACGGAGAGUGGGUGUUUCUAGACACAAAAUAUUUUGUUUACUGGUUUAUACCAUGGGUCAGUUCAAUCUCAGGUUAAAUUAGUCAGUGUUGAUCAAUAAUGAAAUGUAGCCAUUGGUUGAUUGAUCAUUGAUGGUACAGAUGUGCAAAGCAACAAUUAUAUACCCCACUGUGUUGGACCCAAAUACCUUCCGGAAAGAAGUUCUGAAGGGUGGGAUACUAGACAACCAUGUAAUUUCAGCUAUAUCUUUAUUAUAUAAAAUAGGUGGAAUUUUAGGUAUGUUCUGCUAUCCCCCCCCCCCUCUCUCUAAUUUGGUGCUAUUGGUUUGUUAAGGUACCUAUUUAUUUUGAGUUUUUUCUGUGUCAAACACAAAGGUUGAAUGUAUGGCUUAGCACUAACUUCAUGUGGGUUUUUCUGCUCAAGUUAUUUCAGUUAUAUGCCUCAGUUAAUACUUCGCAGGAUCUUGAGGAGUUCUUUUGUAUUGUAUUGCUUUGA